Messenger RNA from Ambispora leptoticha, 983 nucleotides. The record is from the annotation of a GenBank genome assembly. Lineage: Eukaryota; Fungi; Glomeromycota; Glomeromycetes; Archaeosporales; Ambisporaceae.
AAAGAAUUACAAGAAUUCAAAGAUGAAAAAGGAAAUGUACAACCAAGGGUAAAAUUGUGCUUUGACACACAACAUUAUUUUGCCGCAGGAGCUGGCAGAUUUAUAGAAGACUAUAAACAAGUCCUGGACAAAUAUGGAAAAGAAAUACAUCUCAUACAUAUUAAUAACGUUAUGAAAGAACGAAAAUUGACAAGGAAUGAUGGAUCGAUCCUAGUAAUGAAACCUACAAUAUUCAGAUCUGGACAAGAUAUACAUGCACCAUUGCAUGAUGGACAAUUACCCCAAGAAAUAUUUGAAAUGAUAAUGAAACAUUCAAAUGUUAAAGCAGCAAUUCUAGAAACACCUGCUAAAAUGGAACAACAAAAAGAUGACCAAAUAUCUGAAGUAUAUACACUCAGGAAGUAUGCUAAAGACCUUAUAUCUGAAGAUAAAGAAUUAUAUGCAUCAAUCGAAGAAAGAAUAGAUGCAAUGCUAAGAGAUCAAAUAUCUAACAAACAACCUGUAGAUAUAGAAAUGAUAGAUCUAACAGAACAUAUGCAACGAUUAACAAUACAAGAUCAUGAACAUUAUCAAGAUCCUAAAGAGGAGGAAUCUCAAAAAAGAAUACGAGAACAAAAAAGAGCAAAAACCUUACAUAUAACUAAUACUUUCUUAAAUAAAUAUCGAAAGGAAGAAACUCAAAAGAAAAAGAAGCAAUCACCACCGACUACACCUAAAAGUAUAACAUCAAUGUUAAAUAAAAAUGCAAAAGACAUAACGCAAUUAAAUCAAAAAGCUAAAGAAAAUAAAGAUACACAAUUUAUUCAAGAUCUGGAAGAUCUUAUGAAAGAAAUAACUGAUAUAGAAAAUCAAUACGAGUCGAUUCAAAGAAUGCCUCGUGAAACACUUGAAAAAGCUUACGAAAAUAUUAAAGGGAUACCUACAGUACCCGAACAAAUUAAACAAAUAAAUGAUAAUGAAACACCUAGAGAAAAACUAUAUGA